AUCUGCCAGACUUCGACGCGUCUCUUGAUUUUAGAAAUACUUGCAUUUUUAACUUUAAACUCAAGGAUAAAGCUCUUCAAAACUUUCACCUUGAAGUACUGGUUAAUGGGCAAGCUUUACCAGAAUACAAUCAACCGUGUGAUGAAUCAAAUUUUAAUAAAACCUGCGUAUCUUAUGUUACGGAUCCAAUAACACAAAAAGAAAACCGCAAAACUGAGGUCAAACAAGCUAGCACGUCCGAUAUUAUAAUUUCACGUUUAUAUAUAGAUGGACGAUUUCACGAAGUUCAUCAUCUUCACCAACAUGAUGUCUCAAGUACCAUAUCGUACUUCGUUAAUUUUGAAAGAGAUCAAGUAUAUUACUUUAAAUUUGCCAGCACAUCUCAACUUGAAAAAAAAGAUGAUGGUGUAUUCAAAGUCCCUUAUCCUGUUAAUAAAUAUCCAAAUAAGCAAAACCAAACGUCAUAUGGGAGACCCGGAACAAUUACUGCUUGUUUUUUCAAAGGGAUUAUUGUUGACGAAAGUGCUUUAAAUAAACAAGAAUUCGAAGUCAAACAAGUAAAGAUUACAAAUACAGUUGAUAAUGGGGAGAUUGAUUAUACCACUGGAUAUGAUGUCGUGGAUUCAACAAUUCCACCGUCUACCGUAACAAAAAUUAUUGAUAUGAAACCCAUAGCUGUUUUACAUCUUAACUAUCGUUCUGUAGAUUGGCUGGCAAAAUAG
This is a messenger RNA of Funneliformis mosseae, 722 nucleotides long. Lineage: Eukaryota; Fungi; Glomeromycota; Glomeromycetes; Glomerales; Glomeraceae. The record is from the annotation of a GenBank genome assembly.